Molecule: messenger RNA, 1014 nt
Organism: Daphnia magna
Lineage: Eukaryota; Metazoa; Arthropoda; Branchiopoda; Diplostraca; Daphniidae
Exons: 1
Coding region: 1-1014 (337 amino acids)
Biological process (GO): adenylate cyclase-activating G protein-coupled receptor signaling pathway; G protein-coupled adenosine receptor signaling pathway
Cellular component (GO): membrane
Molecular function (GO): G protein-coupled receptor activity
Source: RefSeq, a predicted model, not a curated record
AUGUCGUCCAUCUUUGCUUCAAGCGAAAUCGUGUCGAACGGAACGAACAAGACGGAACCGGUUAGCGUCUUAGCGUUCCUGCCGUUGGCCAUCAUCAGUUGUGUUUCGGUCGGUGCGCCACUCAACCUGUUGAUCGCCGUCGUCAUAAUCGUGCAACGGCGAUUGCACAAGCCUCGUCACAUCGCUUGGUUAGGUGUAACCUUUUCCAAUUUAUUUGCCCAGGUGGUAAGCGUCAACGAACUCAUCGUUUUCUACCUGAUGCCCGAAAGCAAAACGGCCUGCUGGAUAUUUUCCCUUUUGGUUGGCAUCCCAUACGCCAGUUUGCUAUUAAAUCUACUGCUGGGUUUGAUUGAUCGCUUCAUCGCCAUCACCUUCCCUCUUUGGCACAAAAAUCAAGUGUCCGUCAAACUCAUCAUCGCUGGGCAGUUAACGGGAGUUGUCCUUCUUUCCAUCCUCUUUAAAGCAUCGCAUUUCUGGGACGGAAUUCGGAAAAACGUCAGUUGCCAUAAAAAUGAGCCGCAUGGAAAAAUCAUCGUCCUUACACUGACUGUGCUCGUUACUAGCUGCUUCAUCGCUCAGAUCGUCAUUUAUUUGAAGACAAAAACGUACUUCCUUCAACAGAGGGAAGGCCGAUGUCAAUCGAUAGGGUCACUAUCACAAGCCGAUCGGCCGAAAAACGUCCUCGAACAAUCAACGGCAAAAUCACCAGAAUUUUUCGUUCACGUCGGCAGCAAUGCAAUUAGUAAACUCGAAAUAGAAGCCACGUGGACAUUAGCGCAAGGUGUUACAUCACUAGCUAUCAUUUCUUCACCCAUAUUUAUUGUUUGGCUAGGAGCAUUCUAUUGCAGUCACGUCUAUGACGAUUGCACGGCCGUAACUUGGAUGAUUCCAUAUUUUCGGGAACUUGUGCUCGUUCACACCGUUUAUAAUCCAAUCAUGUACAUCUGGCGCAGCCACGAAUUUUCCUCAGCUGUCAAGCGUAAAUGCUGCCUAGGCAACGCAAAUGUUACCUAG